This is a messenger RNA of Arabidopsis thaliana (thale cress), 1253 nucleotides long. Its product is annotated as N-terminal nucleophile aminohydrolases (Ntn hydrolases) superfamily protein. Gene Ontology annotation, biological process: protein catabolic process. The record is from RefSeq and is marked reviewed. The transcript is spliced from 8 exons. Gene Ontology annotation, molecular function: threonine-type endopeptidase activity. Bases 148 to 969 code for a protein of 273 amino acids. Lineage: Eukaryota; Viridiplantae; Streptophyta; Magnoliopsida; Brassicales; Brassicaceae. Gene Ontology annotation, cellular component: proteasome complex; cytoplasm; nucleus.
GAUCGCCCAUAUCUUGCCCCGUUCGCAUUCGGUUUGCCCAGAGCUCAAGAAACAUCCCUCCAUAAUUUGCUUCUCUUUUCUCCAAUUCUCACACAUUCUUCUGCUUCGUUAAUUUUCUACUCGAUUUCGCUCUUCAGAAAUUUGACAAUGAAGCUUGACACUAGUGGAUUGGAGACAACUAUGCCUGUGAUUGGCUUUGGAUCAAACAGUGAGAUGCUUGAUGGGUUUUCGUCUGCACCUUCGUUUGAUCUUCCUCGUACCACUGAUUUUGAUGGGUUUCAGAAAAAAGCUGUGGAGAUGGUGAAGCCUGCAAAGGGUACAACUACACUUGCGUUUAUCUUUAAGGAAGGUGUUAUGGUAGCUGCUGAUUCUCGAGCUAGCAUGGGAGGAUAUAUCUCGUCGCAAUCUGUGAAGAAGAUUAUUGAAAUUAAUCCUUAUAUGCUUGGUACAAUGGCUGGUGGUGCUGCUGAUUGUCAAUUCUGGCACAGAAAUCUGGGAAUUAAGUGCCGUCUACAUGAGCUGGCAAACAAAAGGAGAAUCUCUGUUUCAGGAGCUUCAAAGCUUCUUGCUAACAUGCUCUAUUCAUAUCGUGGAAUGGGACUUUCUGUUGGCACAAUGAUUGCUGGAUGGGAUGAAACAGGCCCUGGAUUGUACUAUGUUGACAACGAAGGAGGACGGCUUAAGGGAGACAGAUUCUCUGUCGGUUCAGGUUCACCAUACGCUUAUGGUGUUCUGGACAGCGGAUACAAAUUCGAUAUGUCGGUUGAAGAAGCCUCAGAGUUAGCAAGGAGAUCCAUCUACCAUGCUACAUUCCGUGAUGGAGCUAGUGGUGGAGUUGCUAGCGUGUACCACGUUGGGCCGCAAGGAUGGACGAAACUCUCUGGAGACGACGUUGGCGAGCUACAUUACCAUUAUUACCCCGUGGCUCCAAUCACCGCGGAACAUGUGAUGGAAGAGGCUGCCGAAUAAGUACUGUGAUUCUUGUCUAUCUUACUAAGAGUUUUAUUACAUCACUUAUGUUUUGUUCAUCAAUGAACAGAAUCAUAGAUUCAAGUUUCUUUUGUAUUGCGAAUGAUGUAGACGUUAGUUUGGCCACAAUGAUCACGUUGCAUAAUAGAUAACAUAAUAGAUAACCUGUUUCUUUCUUCUUCUGUUUUUCAAUUUGUUGUACAAUGUAGAUACACACAAGUAUCCAAAAUAUGUCCCUUAAUGCUUAACUACUUUUCAAGUGACUGUACAGAAGAUAAUAAAUU